This is a messenger RNA of Trichosurus vulpecula (common brushtail), 1767 nucleotides long. It is a transcript of the gene ANKDD1B, whose product is annotated as ankyrin repeat and death domain containing 1B. Bases 1 to 1671 code for a protein of 556 amino acids. The transcript has 15 exons. The record is from RefSeq and is a predicted model, not a curated record. Gene Ontology annotation, biological process: signal transduction. NCBI's taxonomy places the organism in Eukaryota, Metazoa, Chordata, Mammalia, Diprotodontia, Phalangeridae. Gene Ontology annotation, molecular function: protein binding.
AUGGUACCAGCAGAGAUCACAUCUGAACAAGGGACCCGGGGGAAGGGGAGGCUGGGAGGAGCCAUGAAGGGGCUGAGUGACAAUCUGAGGAACACUUUGGCCUGGUCCUGGAAGGGUCUUUCAAAAAAUGCAAAGGAGAAAGAGGAUUGGGAGAAGGAGGCAUUGGCCAGACAUGACAUUCUGCUGCCAAAUGAGAGAAGCUUUCACCAUGCUGCUAAAAGAAACAAUUUGGAUAUCAUGGAGCAGCUGGUUGAGGAGAAAGUUAACAUUAAUGCCGUGAACAGUAUGAAGCGCACAGCCCUGCAUUUUGCUGUGGGUGGAAACCAUUUAUCAGCAGUAGAUUUCCUUCUCAAUCAUAAGGCCAGAGUGGACAUUGCUGAUAAGCAUGGCUUGACUGUCCUCCACCUUGCAGCCUGGUCUGGGAGUCUAGAAAUCAUGCUCAUGUUAGUGAAAGCUGGAGCUGAUCAGAAAGCCAAGAAUCAGGAUGGAAUGACUAUCCUUCACUUUGCGGCUCAGAACAAUAACGUGAGGAUUGUGGAGUAUCUUAUUCAGGAUCUACAUCUGAAAGACCUGAAUCAGCAGGAUGAGAAAGGAAGAAAGCCAUUUCUUUUGGCUGCUGAAAAGGGACACGUCGAAAUGAUAGAGAAACUCAUCAUGCUCAACCUGCUCACUUCAGAAAAAGACAAGGAGGGAAAUACGGCUUUGCACCUAGCGGCGAAGCACGGUCAUUCCAGUGUUGUAGAGGUGCUGAUAACCCAGUGGCAAGAAAUAAAUGAACCCAAUGAAGAUGGAGAAACACCAUUCUUUUUGGCUGUUGCAGGAGGUCACAAAGAAUGCAGCAAAUUGUUAUUGGAUGCAGGGAGUGAUGUCAACAUUCCAAAUAAUAACAACUUUACUGCUUUGCAAAUAGCAACCCAGAAUGGGCACAUACCCCUUGUCACUUUUCUUCUCAGUGAAGACAUUGUUCUGGACCAGAAGGCUGAGCAGGAUUCCCCUCUUCACUUAGCCGUUGCCAACAACCAUGUCACAGUAGUGAACAACUUAUUGGGGGCUAAGCACAAUGUUGAUGCCUUAAAUCAGAAGCAGCAAACCCCUCUGCACCUAGCAGCGGAUCUUGGAAACGUGGAAUUGGUGGACACCCUGUUGAAGGCAGGCUGUGAUCUGAAGAUUGUGGACAAGCAAGGAAGGACUGCAUUAGCUGUAGCAUCCAGGAGCAACCAUUCUCUCGUCGUAGAUAUGAUCAUCAAAGCAGAGAGAUACUAUGCCUGGAGACAGGAACAUCAAGGAAGCAGUUAUGAUUCACCAAUAGACCCUGCUCUGACAUUCAAACAAGAUCAUAGUUUGGAGACGAAGCAGAUCCGCUCUUGCCUCUGGAAAUUGGCUUACUGUCAACUUAAAGCCCAAGAGUGGCGGAAGCUGGCUCGCUCCUGGGAAUUUUCAGAUGCACAGAUCAAAGCUAUUGAAGAGCAGUGGUCAGGAAGUGAAAGCUCUUGUGAGCAUGGCCAUAGAAUGUUGCUCAUCUGGUUACAUGGAAUACUGAUGAGACGUGAGAACCCCAUGAAACACUUAUAUGAAGAUCUGGUAAAUGUGGGGUUUCCAGAACUAGCAGAGAAGAACCGACAACUACAAAGCAGUACAGAUACAAAUGCUAAGAAAUGUUCAGUUUCAUAGCCUCUUGGAGAGAAAUGAUGUAUACAUACCCUUUAACCCAGUGAUAAAAUUUCUAGGCCCACAUGAGGAGAUCAAAGAAAGAAAAAGACCAGGAUA